Epinephelus lanceolatus (giant grouper) is the source of this 2183-nucleotide messenger RNA. It is a transcript of the gene hspa1b, whose product is annotated as heat shock protein family A (Hsp70) member 1B. The record is from RefSeq and is a predicted model, not a curated record. Lineage: Eukaryota; Metazoa; Chordata; Actinopteri; Perciformes; Serranidae. Gene Ontology annotation, molecular function: ATP-dependent protein folding chaperone; ATP binding.
UCAGAGCAGGCAUUAGUUUAAGAAAGAACCACACAGAGGCAAAAGCUGCUGCAAAGGAAACUACUAAAGGAGACUCUGCUGAGAUCCUUCAACAUCCUCAAGCAACAGAGAGCUCAUCCCUGAAAGAACUCUAAAGCAACGAGCAAGAUGUCCUCAGCUAAGGGAAUUUCUAUUGGCAUUGAUCUGGGCACCACCUAUUCUUGUGUCGGGGUUUUCCAGCAUGGAAAAGUAGAGAUCAUUGCCAACGACCAGGGCAACAGGACCACCCCCAGCUAUGUAGCCUUUACCGACACAGAGAGGCUCAUAGGAGAUGCUGCCAAGAACCAGGUUGCCAUGAACCCCACCAACACAAUCUUUGAUGCCAAACGGCUCAUCGGGAGAAAGUUUACCGAUGCUGUUGUCCAGUCUGACAUGAAGCUCUGGCCUUUCAAGGUGAUCAAUGAUAACGGAAAGCCCAAAGUCCAGGUGGAGUAUAAAGGGGAGAUGAAGGCUUUCUACCCAGAAGAAAUCUCCUCUAUGGUCCUGGUCAAAAUGAAGGAGAUUGCUGAGGCCUACCUGGGGCAGAGAGUGUCAAACGCAGUCAUCACAGUUCCAGCUUAUUUCAAUGAUUCUCAGAGGCAAGCCACCAAGGACGCCGGGGUGAUCUCUGGACUGAAUGUUCUGAGGAUCAUCAAUGAGCCCACAGCAGCAGCCAUCGCCUAUGGCCUGGACAAAGGUAAAAAAGGGGAGCGCAAUGUACUCAUCUUCGAUCUCGGUGGAGGCACCUUUGACGUGUCCAUCCUGACCAUUGAGGAUGGCAUCUUUGAGGUGAAAUCCACUGCAGGAGACACACACCUUGGUGGGGAGGACUUUGACAACCGGAUGGUGAACCACUUUGUAGAGGAAUUUAAGAGAAAAUACAAGAAGGACAUCAGCCAGAAUAAGAGAGCAGUGAGGAGACUGCGUACAGCUUGUGAGAGAGCGAAGAGGACCCUGUCCUCCAGCACCCAGGCCAGCAUUGAGAUCGACUCUCUGUAUGAGGGCAUUGACUUCUACACCUCCAUCACAAGGGCACGCUUUGAGGAGCUCAACUCUGAGCUCUUCAGGGGAACACUGGAGCCAGUUGAGAAGGCCCUGCAAGAUGCCAAGCUGGAUAAGUCCAAGGUCCAUGAAAUCGUCCUGGUCGGUGGCUCCACAAGAAUUCCCAAAAUCCAGAAGCUCUUGCAGGACUUUUUCAAUGGCAGAGACUUGAACAAGAGCAUCAACCCAGAUGAAGCUGUGGCGUAUGGUGCAGCAGUCCAGGCUGCCAUCCUCAUGGGUGACACUUCAGAGAACGUCCAAGAUCUGCUGCUGCUGGACGUGGCUCCCCUGUCUCUGGGCAUUGAGACUGCAGGUGGAGUUAUGACACCUCUGAUCAAACGAAACACCACCAUCCCCUCCAAGCAGACCCAGAUCUUCUCCACAUAUUCAGACAAUCAGCCAGGUGUGCUGAUUCAGGUGUAUGAGGGCGAGAGAGCCAUGACCAAGGACAACAACCUUCUGGGCAAGUUUGAGCUCACAGGUAUCCCUCCUGCACCCCGAGGUGUACCCCAGGUGGAGGUCACUUUCGACAUCGAUGCCAACGGCAUUCUGAACGUGUCCGCUGUCGACAAAAGCACCGGCAAAGAAAACAAAAUCACCAUCACCAACGACAAGGGCCGCCUCAGCAAAGAGGAGAUCGAGCGGAUGGUACAGGAGUCGGAAAAGUACAAGGCUGAGGAUGACCUGCAGAGGGAGAAGGUCGCAGCCAAGAACUCACUGGAGUCAUACGCCUACCACAUGAAGAGCAGCGUCGAGGACGAGAACAUGAAGGGGAAGAUCAGCGAGGAGGAUAAGAAGAUGGUCAUUGACAAGUGCAACCAGACGAUCUCCUGGCUGGAGAACAACCAGCUGGCGGAGAAAGACGAGUAUGAGCAUCAGCAGAGCGAACUAGAGAAAGUGUGCAAGCCAGUUGUGACCAAGUUGUACCAGGGAGCAGCACCAUCGGGAAGCUGCGGCAGCCAGGCAGGAGGCAACUCCAAGGGCCCCACUAUUGAGGAGGUCGAUUAAAUCUGUGGACAUUUACAGAAAUACUUUGGCCACAACACUGUUGUUUGGUACUUAGAAUAAUGUAUGUCACCAUUUAUUUUCUUGACUUGUCAUAAUAAAAAUAAUUCAAAUUACAA